Argiope bruennichi is the source of this 2619-nucleotide messenger RNA. RefSeq names its product protein phosphatase 1 regulatory subunit 21-like. Lineage: Eukaryota; Metazoa; Arthropoda; Arachnida; Araneae; Araneidae. The record is from RefSeq and is a predicted model, not a curated record. Gene Ontology annotation, cellular component: membrane; early endosome. Bases 234 to 2405 code for a protein of 723 amino acids. The transcript has 22 exons.
CGGAGCAGACGAAUUCACGAUUGUUAUGGUUGCUUGUUUGUUGACAGUUGAAAUGAAUAAAAGUUUAUUACAAUUUUGAAAGCAUUAUAAACUAUCAGGAAAAGUCGAACCUCUUGAAUACUGAAUUAGAUUACGUAACUGUCAUGUUUAAAGAUCUUGUUAAUUAUGUUUUGAGGGUAUUUGCUUGAAAUUUGAUCUAGAGGUGUCUUGAGACGCCCAUUCAAUUUGGAGAUAUGGAAGAAAAUUCGGAAGUGGUCUUAAAAUAUCAAAAAUUGGCUCUUGAAUAUUCAAAGCUGAAAGCUCAAAUUCCUGUUUUAAAGACAGCAAUAUCAGAUGAGCAAGGUGUUGUUCAUGAUUUACAGGAUACCCUUAAGAAAAAGGAUCAGCUUAUUAGAAAACUGGAACAAGAAGUAGAAUGUCUAAAUUUCCGAAAUGUGCAGCUUGCUAAAAGAGUUUCAGUUUUACAAGGUGAAUUAGAUACAGCAGACACUUCUAAACAUUCCAAGACAAAACAUUCUCAGAAUUCAUCAGCUCCUCUGUCAGAAUCGUAUAAUAUUUUAAAUUUAGAGCUUCAAAGUAGAAUUGAAGAAAAUGAAAAGCUGCAUCAACAGCUUUAUACUGCAGAGAUGGAACAGCAAAAAACAGUAUCGGAAUUAACUGCAACUAUCGAUUCUCUCCAAUCAAAAUUAGCUGAUCAAGAAAAAAAAUUUUCAGAGCAGAUAAAUGAGCAAGAAGCAAUGAUUAAUACUUUACAGAAAGAAAAAAUUAAAAUGCAGGUAUCUAUCAAAAACCAUGAACAAGAAAUUAAAGACCGUAAAAAGCUUGAAGAAUCAAAAUCUGAAGAUGCCAUUUCUUUUAAAGAGGAUUUGACAGAACAACUUGAAGAUGCCAAAAAGAUUAUUGCUGAAAAAGUCCUUUUCAAUGACAGAAGCAAGGAUUCUUUGAAUAUUAUCAAUGUGCCUAUUAUACAACGUGGUAAACAUGAACUUCUAUCUUCCUUAAUGCUCAAGAUGCAAGGAUUUGUUUCUGACUUUGCACGACAACUGUCAGACUUGCAUACCUUUAUGAUACAAAGAUUAUGCUCAACAUCAGGAAAUCCUAGCAUGAAAGUUGUAGUUUCUAAGCUAGAAUCAUACUUACGUGAAAAUAUACAGAAUCUUAAAGCUAUUCCUGUGAGUUUUGAAUGUAUAACGAAUGCUAUAAAAUCUGAGACUUUAACUUGGGAUAAAUCUUCUGUAAUGGAUUUUUGCAAUGCAUUCCAGAAGUAUGAGAAGAAUCUUGACAAAUUACUUCCUUUCUUAAUCUUAAGAAUUCAAGAUAAAGAUUCAUGGGUCACUACCUCAGCAAAAUUAAUCGAGCUUGUUGGCAAACUUGUUUCUUUAUCUUGGAAAUUAAUGGCUUGUUUCAAAAAGUUGUGCAGAUACUUAUUACUUCUUGCUGUUGUAGGAUCAGCUGAGAAAAAUGAAUAUCAUGUUUCACAGGCAACUAUUAUGAAGAAGAUAUUCUCAAACCUGAUUUUGCUACAACAACUAUUUGAUGAAGCGAGACAAAUGUUUGGCUCAAAAAUUGCUUUGGAUCAUCAGCUACCCAUGUUAAGUCAAGCUGAGAAAAGUACAGAUGAAUGCAUUUUAACCACGUUGGUAUCUUUAUCUCUCACUCUGAAAAAGAUGACUGACUUAAUGGAAAAAGAUAUUGAUGUAUUUUCAUCUGAUGUAUGGUAUAAACCAAGAAGUUUCUUGGCCUCCAAAAAUUCUACAUUAAAUCCAUGUGUUUGGCAGUAUAAAGAGAGGGGACAUAAGUACAUUCAACAUAUUAGUCAACCUGAUCUACCUUCUAUUCCAUAUGAGGUUGCUUUGAAGAAUUGGCAAACCCUGUGUGAACAUUCAGAUAAUCAAGAAAAUCUUACCCAACAGUUGGAGCAAUAUCAAAAUAAGGUUAUGCAGCUGGAAUUGGAUAAGGAAAAUUGGAUGCUUGAAUGUCAGUUAUUAAGAGCAAAAGGAUCUCAGGAUCCUGAUGCAUCAGAUGUAAAUAUUGAAAGCAAAGCUCAAGAUUAUGAUGAAAUUCAUCAGUAUGUUAAAAACACUGUGAAUCAACUCGUCAAGCAGAUACAGUUUGCUGACAGUAAAGCUAUAGCUUUUAAAAACGAAUGUGAAACAUUGCACCAAAAACUAAAACUAAGUGUACAAAAGAAACAAGAAUUGGAAAGUGAUGUUUUGAAUUCAAGGCAAGUUAUAGAUCGCAUGAAGGAUGAGCAGAAAACUUUAAUUCAAACUUAUAAUGAACAGUUAAAUACAAUGAGCGAACAUUUAGCUAACUUAAAUGAAACCUUGACUGCUCAGAAGGAUGAGAUUGAUGCCUUAAAACAAGCUGGAACUAGGGGCUCUAAGAAAGGAAAAUCGAAGUAACCAGACUGAGAACUCACUUCCAGAUUGGUGAUCAUUCCCAUGUACAAAUAUAAAAAAAUGGAUCAUGAUUUUGUACUUUUAUCUUAUUUUUCUCUCUCCACAUGAAUUAUUGAAAAUAAUCAUGUGAUGAAAGUAUUAAUAUUUUUAGAACAUUCUAGUCUUAGAAGUCCGAUUUUGUACAUAAAUUUACUUAAUAAAUAUUUCAUUUUGAUUA